Molecule: messenger RNA, 479 nt
Organism: Rosa chinensis
Lineage: Eukaryota; Viridiplantae; Streptophyta; Magnoliopsida; Rosales; Rosaceae
Product: 40S ribosomal protein S28
Exons: 1
Coding region: 103-300 (65 amino acids)
Biological process (GO): translation; ribosomal small subunit assembly; maturation of SSU-rRNA
Cellular component (GO): ribosome; cytosolic small ribosomal subunit
Molecular function (GO): structural constituent of ribosome
Source: RefSeq, a predicted model, not a curated record
AUCACUUCCUCUUGUUUGUUUGAUUCAUUCAUUCUGCCGCACAUAGAGACCUCUCAGCCCUCUUUACCUUGGUGCACGCAGUACAGUUUGGUGGAUCGGAGGAUGGAAUCCUCAGUGAAGUAUGCUCUUGUCAUGAAAGUUAUGGGUCGGACUGGAUCCCGAGGACAGGUGACUCAGGUCAAAGUCAAGUUUAUGGACGAUCACAAUCGGCACAUCAUGAGGAAUGUCAAAGGACCAGUGAGGGAGGGGGAUAUCCUUACCUUGCUCGAGUCUGAAAGGGAAGCAAGGAGGUUGCGUUGAAAUGAAGGCUUUAUUCCAGCGUUUGUUUUGCUUAAAUUCUUAGUCAUUUGUCAUGAUAAAUAAGUGAGCCUAUGCUUCUAUGUUUCUUGGUACUAUACAUGCUGGAGUUCUGAUGUAAUUCUUGUAUGUUUGCUUAAUAGAUGCUAUUAUUAAAUUUGGAUUCGUUAUCUUUAUAUGGA